AUGACAAAGGUUGCCAUCAUUUACUACUCAACGUUUGGCCACAUUGCCAAGAUGGCCGAGUCCAUCAAGUCCGGCGUCGAGUCGGUUGCUGGCGUCACUGCGGACGUGUACCAAGUCCAAGAGACGCUGCCGGAAGAGGUGCUGGGCAAGAUGCACGCUCCACCAAAGCAGGACCACGCCGUGGCCACGCCCGACGUCCUCAAGAACGCCGAUGGCGUGCUGCUGGGCAUCCCCACGCGCUUUGGCAGCAUGCCGGCGCAAGUCAAGGCCCUGUUUGACGCCUGUGGCGGUCUCUGGGCGGCUGGUGCACUCGUGGGCAAACCCGCGGGCAUUUUCUUUAGCACUAGUACACAAGGAGGCGGGCAGGAGACCACGGCGUUCACGACCGUGACGUUCCUCACCCAUCAAGGCAUGACGUUCGUGCCCCUUGGCUACCGCAGCCCGCUGCUGUUCAACAUGGACGAGAUCCACGGCGGGUCUCCGUGGGGCGCUGGCGCUUUGGCGGGCAGUGACGGCGCUCGCCAGCCGAGUCAGCUCGAACACGACGUGGCCAAGGUCCAGGGCGAGUCGUUUGCCCACGUGGCCAAGAAACUCGCAUCGGCGUAG
Hyaloperonospora brassicae is the source of this 606-nucleotide messenger RNA. The record is from the annotation of a GenBank genome assembly. Lineage: Eukaryota; Oomycota; Peronosporomycetes; Peronosporales; Peronosporaceae.